Molecule: messenger RNA, 657 nt
Organism: Striga asiatica
Lineage: Eukaryota; Viridiplantae; Streptophyta; Magnoliopsida; Lamiales; Orobanchaceae
Source: the annotation of a GenBank genome assembly
AUGUACUUACAGUCGACCUUCGAAGCGAAAAGCAGCUCGUUCUGGAAUUCGCGCUCGCCCUGCAGCGACCCGGAGUCCAUGAGCUUGACGGCGACGCGGGAGGCGGCGAGGACGGGAUCCCCGGAGCCGUACGGAGCCGAAGCCGCCCUGGCCGAGGCGGAGGGACGGGGAGAAAUUGGAGGUGGCGCGGCGGAGGAGGGAGUACGAGAGGCUGUGGGGGGGCUUCUUGGAGUCGGUGUCGGAGGCGCUCGGCGCCGUGCGCUUCCUGCUGAUCCGCCGGAAGCAGAGGACGAGGAGGAGGAGGAUGGAGAACGCUGCCGUCAGGCAGCCGGCCAGAGGCGGGAGGAGAUGGUGGGUCCGGUUGGGAGGCGACGUCGGCGGGGAAAGGAGGCGGCGGGAGGGCAUGAUGGUAAUUUUAUUGGUGAAAGUGGUGUUGGGGUCUGCAGAUUGAGCCGUCGAUUGAUCCUGCCUGAUGGAGGAUUUGGGCGGCUGACCCGAGAUUUCGGGCUCGGGGCCCAUGGAAAAUCCAAUCCGACGAGGUUCGCGGCCUCCGAUCGUCGAUCCGUUGACGAUCCGUUGGUCGGCGAUCCGAAUUUCACGGCAAGCUCGAAGAAUCCCGAUAGAAGCAACAAGCACUCGAGUUGGGGUUUCUACUGA